Messenger RNA from Anguilla rostrata (American eel), 3437 nucleotides. Its product is annotated as type-1 angiotensin II receptor-like. NCBI's taxonomy places the organism in Eukaryota, Metazoa, Chordata, Actinopteri, Anguilliformes, Anguillidae. The coding region runs from base 440 to 1519 and encodes 359 amino acids. The transcript has 2 exons. Gene Ontology annotation, cellular component: membrane; external side of plasma membrane. The record is from RefSeq and is a predicted model, not a curated record. Gene Ontology annotation, biological process: cell chemotaxis; calcium-mediated signaling; brain development. Gene Ontology annotation, molecular function: C-C chemokine binding; angiotensin type II receptor activity; C-C chemokine receptor activity.
CCACCCCACUCUCACACAGGGGACAGAGAGGGGCCGGGAGGGAAGUAUAAGAGCGAGAGUGGAAAGAGGCGAGCCGGACAUUUGCCAUGACGAGAGACAGACAGCGGUGUCACAGCCCGCAGCCCAGGGGCUGAUACACUGAAGGGGACCGCUCCUCUGCCGUGUGUGCGUGUGCACGCACGUCGCGUGUGUGUGCGUGAGCCUGGCAGCAUCACCGCUCGGCCAAACUUGGAUUCAUUCUUCACUGGGGAGCUGGACCCCACUCGCUCUCUCACUCUCUCUCUCUCUCCUUCACUUUACCUCCAUCCUUCCAAAACAUCACCGGACAGCUGCCGUUUAACCCCCAGGUAAGGACACCUCGGCCACAAUCAGCCAAUGGAGGCUGUGAGCAUCUCUUCUUGGCCUGUACAAAGUAGUGGGAUCUUGCUUAUCGUUCAGCAUGGAGAACUUAACAGUGGGAAGGACGGAGGGAAUCCAUAUAACCUGCAACACAUCCGGCAGACACAGCUACAUUUACACGCUCAUUCCUGUUGUCUACGGCUGCAACUUUGUCAUCGGCAUCGUGGGAAAUAGCAUGGUGGUGGCCGUCAUUUACUGCUAUAUGAAGCUGAAGACAGUGGCAAACAUCUUUGUGCUUAACCUGGCCGUGUCCGACCUCACCUUCCUCAUCACCCUGCCCAUGUGGGCCACCUUCACCGCCAUGGGCUACAACUGGCCUUUUGGCGGGUUCCUGUGCAAGGCGAGCGCCGGGUUGACCAUCUUCAACCUCUACACCAGCAUCUUCUUCCUCACCUCGCUCAGCAUCGACCGCUACCUGGCCAUCGUGCACCCUGUGCGGUCGAGGCAGCGGCGGACGGUGGUGUACGCCCGCAUCACCUGCGUCCUCAUCUGGGCCUUUGCCUUCCUGCUGAGCCUGCCCACGGCGCUCAGCCGCGACGUCUUCACCAUCAACCACCCCAACACCACCGUCUGCGGCACCCUGGACAAGCACGAGCUCAGCCACGUUCUGGUGGCCAUAGGCCUGAUGAAGAGCGUCCUGGGCUUCCUCAUUCCCUUUGUCAUCAUCGUCACCUGCUACUGCCUGAUUGGGCGGGCCCUGCUGGAGGCCCGGCGCGUCCAGAGCAGCCGUUCCCGAGGCGACGAGGUGCUGCAGAUGCUGGCCGCCGUGGUGCUGGCCUUCUUCCUGUGCUGGGUGCCGCACCAGAUCUUCCACUUCAUGCACGUGCUGGCCCUGCUCAAGGUGAUCGAGAACUGCCCCACGCUGGACAUCAUCGACACCGCCUUGCCCUUCACCAUCUGCAUCGCCUACUUCAACAGCUGCAUGAACCCCAUCCUGUACGGCUUCGUGGGGCGAAACUUCCGCCGGAACCUCCUGCGGCUGCUGAGGUGCGGGCCCGGCUCCGCCCCCAGACACUCCCACCCCAGCCUCACCACCAAGAUGAGCACCCUCUCCUACCGCGCCUCAGAGACGCUGCGUCUCACCUCUGGCAAAGCCGCCUCUUCGCAGCCCGCCAAGUGAGGGGAGGACGUUGGCGACACUCUGCACACCUGUCCCAGUACAAUCGGGGGGUUUGGAGGAGUGCUGCACCAUUACAGAAUCCAACGGCAUUGCAGCGUGCUUAAGUCUUGUGUUGAAUGUCGCUGCAAAAAGAGUGUUCUUUUGCCAGGUCACUGCAAACUUAACCGAGAGAAAGGGGCACAAAGUGAAGUACCUGACAGACUUCAGGCCAGCCGUUAAAAAGGGGAAUGGACUGGUGCUGAACAGCAAAGAAACCUAUACAGUAUAUGAGAAAUUCCUUUCUGCCUGGGAAGCUCCCAUGCAGUUUAAGGGUGAAGCUCUGUAUGCCUCAAUGUAAUCUUAAAAUUCCCAGGUUAUAAUUUAUUUUGGAUUCGGAAGAGAGAUUAUGGAAAAUCCCAUCCAAUAUCAGAUCCACUCUUUUUUUUUUUGUUCCCAAAUUUCAAAGUCUAUAUGAUUGCUAUAUGAAGUUAUAACUUAUAGUAAUUUAUUAUCUGUGGUGAUUUGAUGUACAUUUAAUGGCAGAAAACAGAAAAUGCUAUUGAUGAAAUUACAGAUCUUUUUAUUUCUGUUUGAAACAUAAUUACCUUGAUUAAGUCAAGAGGAAGUGCGUGGUUAGAUUCAAUAGAACAGCAAAGUGUUGUCCUGAGAUUUUGAGUGAUGGAUUGAACACACAUUGUUAGUCACACACCAAACACAUGUUUUGUGAGGUCUGAAAAAAAACUAGGCAUGGCUGUAAAUUCAUCGCCUGUAAGUCCUGACAAGAACAUUUCAGUCAGAAAGUGCACAUUUGUCCGAGUUACUUUGGGUACAGGAAUGUUCUGUUUGUCCAAAUCCAACAUCUGCCAGACAAAAUGGUAUGUAGCUUUAUGUCCCUGACAUAAAAAUGUGUCUGAUUGACACAAAUCUUUUUCCCUGAAAGGUUUACAUUUGGAAGGCUUAAACUGUUUUACUUGCGUAUAUUUCUAUUUUAAUGAUGUAUGUGGGGAAUACGUUGUGUGAAACUGAAUGAGGAGCUGACGGACACUUUUGAUUGAAAUGUGGUUCAAUUCAUUUAAUUUGUGUGUGUGUAUGUGUGUAUAUAUAUAUAUAUAUAUAUAUAUAUGUGUGUGUAUGUGUGUGUUUUUACUGACCAUGGUACAUGUCAGUGAUUUGUGCAUGACUGUGCAAAUGUUACAUAGGUACUACUUCACCUCAUUAGUCAGGGAGGAGUAAACCCAGGUGAUAAGGUAAUAACUUUCAUUUUGGUCGUCAAGACUGGUGAAUGUUUGUUUCCGUGUUUUCAGUCUUCGAUUCACAUGCACACAUCGCUAUAUUUUGCCUGGUUUUACCGUAGAACUGAUUAAAGGAAGACUCUGAAGGGCUUUUAUGGAACAAUGAUUAUGGUUCAAUUAGAAUAUUAAAAAUGAGGCUUAUCGGUGAACCGCUGAGCAAAACGGAAAUUAAUUGUACACUGACCAUUGCAUCACCUACCCGGGAGAAAUGAAAUGUUACAGGACACAAGGGACACUAGACUUGAACUCUUAUGGAACUGGACUUGCAAUCGCAAGUUUGAAUUCCAGGGGGUGGGGGGGUAGGCUGCUACCUUUGUACCCCUGAGCCAAGACUGGAACCUGAAGUGCAUCCGUAUAGCAUCCAGCUGUAUAAAUGGAUAAUAAAUUAAAGGCAAGCUCUGUUAGUCACCGUUGGGUGUUUGUUAAGGAAAUAUCCAUCAUUCUAAACCUAGGUGGAGUGAAUUUUACUGUAAAAAGUUACUGUUGAACUUGUCAGGCCUCGCCUGUGUAUUCCCGUUAGUUCUGAGUGCAGUCUGUGAAAUAUGUGAUGUUUAAAAUGUGCUGGUGUCUUGUUAAAUAUUUUAUUUUUUGUACGUGUACAUUCCAUUAUAAAUGAAUAUAUUAAAAUAAAUAUUUCCACACAGUGA